AUGCGAUUCUUCAAAUCCUUUCCGGGAUUUCUUCACAGACGUUCUAGAUCUGACUCUUCCAUUCCUAAACCCAAUCCCGCCUGGGACCACAUUCUUCUAAACCGACCUCAGUCGCUAGAUGCCUCAGAAGCUGCGUUGCUCGCCGAUGCACACGUACCCGCCAGUCCUCGCGCGUAUGUCUCGCAUGCCGAUUCCAGAAAUGCUCUGUUUGAGCUGGAAGCUGCAAAUCGCCUACUCAAGACUGACUUAUGCACUUGGUCAAAUAAAUACUACAAUCUCAAGUCUCAACUCGAAACUACCCGCAGCGAUCUAUUUUCUACACUGCAUCAGAACUCUGUCCUUGAGCGCGAAUCUCAUUUUCAAAGAGCAGAUCUUCGAGCGCUUCAAGAAAAACUUAUGCACUAUGAAAGGUACCUCGAGCUGAUUAUCAAUGUAAGCCUGCAUCAACGGGUCUUGGGCGAUGCUCACGCAGCCGUGCGGGCUGGAAUCGAUCCCGAUCAAGCUCUUGUUGACGCCAUCAAGCAAGCCGCCGCCGAUCCAGGCAGUGCCUGGUCUUCGAUCGUUCCUCGAGUUGCUGGGUCGCGUACCCCCGACGAAUACAAGUCCUCUUUGAGUCUCACUUUGAAGACUCGCAGGGAUUUACGAGACGCAAGAAAGAUUGCCAAGUUCUGGAAACAGGUUGCAGCGGAGGCGGGUAAGAGCGAUAUCGUGACUCCGUCCCCCUCCAAUGUUUCCUCCAUCCACGAUGCUCUUCCCCCUCAACGCCAGCGAGCCGUUGAAGAACUGAUCUCGAAACGAAGAGCAAGCAUGGCCCUCCAUCCUGCAAACGAGAACGAUAUCGUUGGAGCCCCCAUCGUUUCUGUUUUAUCACUGCCCGAGACCGCUCAUUCGUCCGACUUGGGCUACGAACCUCCUUGUCUCUCACCGUUGGCCAGCGAAUCAUUCAAGACAGAAAUCGCCGGAUUCUCCUCCAACCAGCGUCUUUUCAAACGCACUGUGUUCCAGUCGCGUGGUCGGCCUGUCCUUGCACUGCUCGAUCAGAACGUCAAGAACACUAGCGUCUCGAUUAAUCGUAAAAAACCGGUAGCUAAAAGAGGACAAAGAGCCGAGAAUAUGCCCAUGACUGUGGGUCAAAUUUCUGUCUUAAUUCCAAGCUCGUGA
Messenger RNA from Mycena citricolor, 1161 nucleotides. Lineage: Eukaryota; Fungi; Basidiomycota; Agaricomycetes; Agaricales; Mycenaceae. The record is from the annotation of a GenBank genome assembly.